AUGGAUGCCGGAAACGCGACGACUGUAAACGGGCAGCUUUCUGCACCGUUCACAGCAUUGCAGCACAGUCUCAUCGCGCAAUGCAUCGUGGCCAUCGCGGUAGUGUGCGUCUGUACUCGGAUUCUUUCCGGGCAUACCUUCAGAUCCAUCAAGUACGGAAAGGGUCGCAAUGUCUUGCCUCCAACACUUCCGUAUUGGAUACCUGGACUGAAACAUGCCUUGUCUUUUGCUUAUGAUUCGCAUGGCUUCCUAGCCAGAUGCUUGAACCAAUAUGGCGAUGGUUCGCCCUUCUAUCUAGAUGCCGCAGGCCAAAAGCUACUUGUCGUCUUAGAUCCAGAGCACGUCAGAGGCGUGCUCAAUUCUUCAUCCGAAUGUGAUCCAAACCCGUUUAUCCACGACAAGAUUAUGGGCGCUUUGAUGGGAAGCCCACAGGAAGCCAUCGACCAUUACAAGUCUGAGAAUGGCAAUACAGACUACAUUCAAACAACACACAUCCGACAGCAUACCACAGGCUCGAACCUUGGCUUACUUGCCAAACGGCUUUUCGAUGUCAUGAAACGGACCGUCACCGAAAGCUUGUCUCCAAUCCCAGAGGGUGAAUGGAAGGACAUCCCUGAUCUCUACGACUUCAUCGAAUAUCACGCAUCCUACGGCAUCGCCGAAACCCUUCUCGGCACAUCCAUCAUGUAUCCAGGAAUGAUAUCCGAUCUCUGGAUCCACAUUGAAGCCACGGAUCAAUUCUUCAUGGGCCUUCCCCGCUUCCUUAUCCCCAAAGCCUACGCCGCGCGUGAUCGCCUGCUCAACGCUAUUAGAGCUUGGACCGAGGAAUCUGAAGUGUUGCGCAAGCAAAACGCCGUAAACACUACCUGGGACCCCAUCGCAGGUUCUGGUCUUCUUCAAGAGAGAGAGGAACUAUAUAGCAAGAUGGCUGGUCACGGUGUAGAUGGUCGCUCCGCACAAACCCUCGGCCUCCUCUACGGCGGGACCAGUCUCACCGUGCCAGUAACAUUCUGGUACUUUUUCGAAACACUACGCGAUCCCUCUCUACACCAUCGCGUGUCCGAUGAGAUCAGGAACGGUGUCAAUGAAGAGACGCAAGGCUACAACUUUAUGCAACUGAGCGCGCGGCCUUUGUUGCAGUCUCUUCAUGCGGAGACGACACGAAUGUAUAGUUCCAAUCUCGCUGUAAGAGAAGUCACAGCUCCGACAUAUGUGCUCGACGAGAAAUACACUAUACCAAAAGGCACCGAGGUUUAUCUUUCUCAUAAGUACAAUGGGCAGUUCACCCCAGGGUGGAAGGCUGCAAGGCCCCAGGCUACCGCGAAACCUCUUGAUACUUUCUGGGCCGAUCGGUACUUGGUGAGCGGCAGCGGAAACGACGACAAAAGGGGAAAGUUCAGCGAUGCAGGCUUGAGUGGUAAUUGGACUUCUUUCGGGGGCGGAGAACACAAAUGUCCUGGAAGGCAUUUUGCCCGCAAUAUCGGUAUCGUGACGUUGGCAAUCUUCAUGGGUGAAUUCGAGAUUGAAGUAGUUGAUAUGGAAGGGGCACGAGCUUUGGAUCCUGGGAACAAAAAGAAGGCUUUUGGGACAAUGAGGCCUAAGCAGAAAAUUGCGGCGAGGAUUAGGAAGAGGGUAUAG
Alternaria burnsii is the source of this 1638-nucleotide messenger RNA. RefSeq names its product cytochrome p450. Gene Ontology annotation, molecular function: iron ion binding; oxidoreductase activity, acting on paired donors, with incorporation or reduction of molecular oxygen; heme binding. Bases 1 to 1638 code for a protein of 545 amino acids. The transcript has 2 exons. Lineage: Eukaryota; Fungi; Ascomycota; Dothideomycetes; Pleosporales; Pleosporaceae. The record is from RefSeq and is a predicted model, not a curated record.